UAAAUUUCAGGUUAUAAAUCAAAUAUGGAGAGCGUGGGACUUUUUUGUUGUGUCUUCUGUAUUUUGUCAGCAGAAGCCAUUUCGCCAUUUACUGAUGGCAAUGUCAGCAAUUCUAAAGAGCUUAAAGUAGGUUGUGAAUCUCAGGAUGUUUUGAAACAGCUCAUAAACCAAGAAACUCUGAUUAGAAUUUCCUUCGUGAAAAACAUCCGAUCCCUUCUGGCUGAUAUGGUGAAAACAAAGCAAACAAUUCACUCCAUACAACAAAAUGAAAUGCAAUUGGUACAAAACAUGACAGAUUUGAAAAUGGAAAUGAUGUCACUUAAAGAGGAAAAUAGGGAACUUCGAUCACAAAAUCAAAAAUUUCAGGAACAGUCGCUUGCCAUGGAAGAGUAUAUUAAAAAAAUGAAAGAAAAUAUGUCGUUACUAGAAGAAAACCGUUUAGCUUCUGAAAAAGAAAUGGACAAGAAAAGACAACGUUUCGAAAAUAAUACUAAAGACACCCUGACAGACUUAAGAAUUGACUUUCGGUAUAUGUCAGUGACGCUGUUGGACUUAAAUAAGCAUACACUUCAGCUUGAACGGAAUAUUCCAGGAGUCAUAGAAGAAGCUUGCCGCACAGAAUUUGACUUUUUAAACGAAAGCAUCGGCUAUUUGCAUACAAAACAUUCUUCUAUUUCCGUGAAUGAAAUGAAAUUGACAGAAAAGGUGAACGAGUUAGAGAAAUCUCAGCUAGAAAUGAAUAAGACUCUUUAUGAUGAGAUGGUUGACAAGAUUGAUGACUUGAAAGGAGAAAUGAAAGAUAUUAAUCAUGACCAGCUUAAGUUAUCAUCCACAGUAUCUUCAUUGGAGGUUUUUCGAACGAACCUUUCAAUCAGCAAAUACAUACGCCCAAAUGUUGGAUUCACAGCUGGUAUUGUUUCCGGCAAAAGAACAUCGAAAAAUGUUACUCUUGUUUUUCCAAAAGUGGUGUACAAUGAAGGUGAAGGAUAUGACCCAUCAACUGGUGUCUUUACCUCACCGACAGAUGGCGUCUUUAUUUUCUAUAUUUCAAUACUCUCUGGAAAUAAAGACAACAUAUGGGUAGAUAUUGUAUUGAAUGACGUUACCAAAGUUCGUGCGCUUGCAUACUCUGUGUCAGUCCCAGGAAACAUUGAACAAGCGGGUUCAAACGUGGCACUACUUCAGCUCAAACGUGGUGAUAAAGUGAAGACCAGGACUGCAAAUAGUGCAGGAAGAUAUCAUUCACAUAAUGUUCCAAUAUGUACAUUUUCUGGUUUUCAAAUAUUCUAGUGAAUAAAAAAUGUUCUC
Molecule: messenger RNA, 1308 nt
Organism: Saccostrea cuccullata (small rock oyster)
Lineage: Eukaryota; Metazoa; Mollusca; Bivalvia; Ostreida; Ostreidae
Exons: 3
Coding region: 25-1290 (421 amino acids)
Molecular function (GO): protein binding
Source: RefSeq, a predicted model, not a curated record